GCGACUAAGAAGAGGAACCGAGGAGGAGACAAAGCUGUCGUCAAGCGGAAGAUGACUGGUCAUAAAGCAGCACAUAAUACUGCUGGAGAACCGACUGCAGCGUCUGAGGAGGAAGCUGUGAAGAUAGCUGGCGUGAAAGCGGAGAAGAUCAAGGCCGACGAGUUGCAGAAGGAUGCCGGCUCUUCUUGGGUGUCCGAGAUGACCCCGACGAACUGCUUGGAAGUGUUGCGGAUGAUGACGCAGUUGUCAGUGGUGGAGAGAAGCAAACAUGUCCCUGGAGUGUUGGCCAAGUUGGAGACAAUGAUUUCUAGUCAGAACGAAAUGGGUCGUGUCUCCAUAUUGAAAUACGUGAUUCUGUGGGCAAACUUCAGUGCUGGCCAGGGCGGUAACCUGGCGGCGUUUAGGCACUUCAACGACGCGAUGGUGGAAUGA
Phytophthora sojae is the source of this 432-nucleotide messenger RNA. RefSeq lists its product as hypothetical. The transcript has a single exon. NCBI's taxonomy places the organism in Eukaryota, Oomycota, Peronosporomycetes, Peronosporales, Peronosporaceae. The annotation marks the transcript as partial. The record is from RefSeq and is a predicted model, not a curated record.